CUUUUCUUUCUUUACUUUACAUACAAACAGUCGUCUUUCUUUCCGUGUUUGUGUGUGUGUGUGUGUAAAUGUCCUCCUAGCAUCACUGUGUUAUAUGGCCUUCGAUUUUUUCUCUCCUGCAGUGCGUGGGCGACCCCAGAGCAGUGCUUGGAGGAGGAGCAAGCCAACUGCAAGUGCGAGAUUGCAGUGAUAAAGGUGGAUUGAGGUGACGAGGGGGGAGGAGGACGGGCUGGAGAGGCAGUGAAAGGUCGGGCGUGAAGACCAGAGGGACGUCGCGAUAGUGGAGACAGAAGAGAGAGAGAGAGAUAAGAGGAGAGAGAGAAAGAAAGGAGAGCAGGUAGAGAGAGAAAAGAGGAGAAAAGGGGGUGGAGGAGAAAAGGAGAAAGGGGAAGAAGAGAGAGAGAUAAGAAAAGAGGCAUAAAAGGAGUGAGGGAGAGGAGAGAGAGCCGUGAGGCAAAACAGUGGGGAACGGGAGCAGGAGAGGAGGAGGAGGAGGAGCAAGAGAGAGAGAGAGAGGGAAGCCAGCCAGGCAGCGAGAGGGACGUCUGGCCAAUGCCCCCGCACACUCGUCCUCGAACCCAGGGCUUUCUCCGGUAGAAAAGGGCUUCCCCAUCCCGAGGACGACGCUACUAUGGUCUUAGUGGAUAGCGAAGCGCAGACAGACGAGUGCGAGGUCCUGCUUGGCGAGUUGGAGGGGGAGAGCGGAGGAGGAGGCCUUCAGAGGUGGUCGAGGAGGACGUCCUUCCGAGGCAGAGACAAGAAGGAAGCCUGGAUGAGGAGGAGCAUCAGGCGGUGCCUAUGUCUGCUGGUGCUCGUGACUCUGCUGGGCGGGGCGGGCAUCAUCUACUUCGGCUUCUACUGCCCCGAGGCCGUGUGUGCCCUGAGCUCCACGGCCCCGAGGAGCAGGUACAAGGUGGGCUACCUCAAGGAUGGCAUAAACCAGUUCCACAUGGCCACCGACCAGAUAGGCAGGCCCCUCAGCGAUGCCCUAAGGUCGUCCACGGGCCUGUCCUUCGAGGAGGUCACAGCCCACGACUUCCAGUUCAACAUCCGCGGCCACGAUGUCAUCGUGUUCCUGCACAUACAGAAGACGGGCGGCACGACCUUCGGCAGGCACUUGGUGAGUGACCUCGAUCUGGACAAGUCGUGCCAGUGCCACCGCAAGAUCAAAAAAAGGUGCACGUGCCUGCGUCCAGGGAAGAACUCCAACGAGACGUGGUUGUUCUCGCGCUAUUCCACGGGAUGGAAGUGUGGACUUCAUGCCGACUGGACGGAGCUUACGAGUUGUGUGGAUGACAUGAUGGACAGAAUCGAGGACCAUGAUGUAAAAAGAAGAUAUUUUUAUAUUACUUUUCUGAGAGAUCCCGUCCACCGAUACCUGAGUGAGUUUCGACACGUGCGUCGUGGAGCUACGUGGAAGACUGCCAGGCUCCUUUGUCAGGGCAGACCGGCAACUAGGGAGGAAGUCCCCCUUUGUUAUGAAAAUGACACAUGGGAGAACGUAACCCUGGAAGAGUUCAUGUCAUGCGAGAGUAACCUUGCUGUGAACAGACAGACGCGGAUGUUGGCAG
Messenger RNA from Penaeus monodon (black tiger shrimp), 1571 nucleotides. It is a transcript of the gene Hs6st, whose product is annotated as heparan-sulfate 6-O-sulfotransferase 2-like. Gene Ontology annotation, cellular component: membrane. NCBI's taxonomy places the organism in Eukaryota, Metazoa, Arthropoda, Malacostraca, Decapoda, Penaeidae. The record is from RefSeq and is a predicted model, not a curated record. Gene Ontology annotation, molecular function: heparan sulfate 6-sulfotransferase activity.